This is a messenger RNA of Phanerochaete carnosa HHB-10118-sp, 426 nucleotides long. RefSeq lists its product as uncharacterized. Bases 8 to 328 code for a protein of 106 amino acids. NCBI's taxonomy places the organism in Eukaryota, Fungi, Basidiomycota, Agaricomycetes, Polyporales, Phanerochaetaceae. Gene Ontology annotation, biological process: base-excision repair; DNA replication; double-strand break repair via homologous recombination. Gene Ontology annotation, molecular function: damaged DNA binding; single-stranded DNA binding. Gene Ontology annotation, cellular component: DNA replication factor A complex; site of double-strand break; nucleus. The transcript is spliced from 4 exons. The record is from RefSeq and is a predicted model, not a curated record.
CGAACACAUGACUCCCCGAGUCAACUCGGCCAGAAUGCCAGACUUUCAAGGCCAAGUCGUCCGUUUGACGGGUAAAGUGUUGCGUCUGAGUGACGCAUCGAACGAGGCGGUUCUGCAAGCCAGUGAUGGUGGAGAAGUACGGGUCGUCUUGUCGAAUCUGAACCCCACGUUGAUGACUGAUGCGUACGUGGAGGUGGUCGGCAAGGUUGCGGGGAACGAUGAGCUGAGGGCACUCGCAACGAUAGAUUUGGGCAACGAGCUCGAUAUGGGGCUUGUUAACUAUGUUGUUGAGAGGUAUCACGACCCAAGAUUUGCGAGUCUCGUUUAAACUGAAGCGUACAGCUUCGUGAGCGAAGAGCAAGUCUAGCUUUCUGCUAAUUUCUCACUCCGCGCAUGUCACGUAUCAUCACUCUACUGUAAUAUUGC